CCCUCUGCGUGUCAAGUAACAAGUCCCCCACAUGCAGCCAAAUCAUCCCAAUCCUCACGAAGCUGAAGGCACACUAUUCAACCUCCGAUGAUGACAAUGUCUUUAUGGCUGCUAUAAAAGAGAAGGUCUGGGGAGAUCUCGAGAAAAGAUAUCAGGAUCAAGACAUUCAGAACUUCCUUCAGGAGGCCACUUUGAUGGAUCCUCGCUUUAAAGGAAGGCUGGAAGUUAGUGUUGCGGAAGCUUGGGAUAGGCUUGAGAAAGCAGUGAUUGACAAUGCUACGGCAGCUCAGCUUCCAAUAGAGGACCCUCAUCAGAGUGAGGCAGGUGAGGAGGAGGACCAAGGAGGCAUACAUCCAAGAGGAGCUCACAAGAUGUCAGCCUUGGAGCAGUUGUUUGAGGAUGAAGACAGAGAACUUCUCCAUACAAGUCAAACAACAAGCAGUGCCCUCUCCAUCACAGAGCAGGUCCAGAAAGAGAUGGAGAUGUCCAAAGGCCUGCCAGCUAUCCCAUCUGGACAAGACCCUGUGGCCUGGUGGGCGAGUAAGAGGGAUACCCUCCCUAAUUUGUUUGUCCUGUCAGAGGUGUGCCUGUGUGUGCAGGCCUCAUCAACCCCCUCUGAGAGGGUUCUCUCCUGUGCUGGGCAUGCUAUAAGCCAGGAGAGAUGUCGCAUAUUGCCAGAGAAGGCCAAUAUGGUAAUAUUCCUGCAGAAGAAUUGUUAAAAAAACUGAUGUAAAGUGUCCUCACCAGUCACAAAAGCCUCUUUAAAGGUGCAAUACUGUUGUGCAAUAUCUUGUUCUAUAUUUGUGUUUUAUAUUUUAUAUUUGUAUCUAUUUUAAUAGUAUUAAUCUCCAGUAGCCUAUUAUUAUAUUGUUUGAUACAAUAUUGUUUUAUCAAUGUGAAUUUUUAUUUUAUAUUGGUUUAUUUAUUAUUACCAUAUGGUACUUGUAUUUAUUUUGUUUAAAGAUUUAAGUUAAUAUUGUGUUCAAUUUGGCCCUGGAAAUAAAAGGGUAUUGUUUUUUGACAAAGUGUGUUUGG
Alosa sapidissima (American shad) is the source of this 1035-nucleotide messenger RNA. RefSeq lists its product as uncharacterized. The transcript is spliced from 4 exons. Gene Ontology annotation, molecular function: protein dimerization activity. Lineage: Eukaryota; Metazoa; Chordata; Actinopteri; Clupeiformes; Clupeidae. The record is from RefSeq and is a predicted model, not a curated record. The coding region runs from base 105 to 719 and encodes 204 amino acids.